Clunio marinus is the source of this 1795-nucleotide messenger RNA. Lineage: Eukaryota; Metazoa; Arthropoda; Insecta; Diptera; Chironomidae. The record is from the annotation of a GenBank genome assembly.
UUCCUAAAAAUGAUUUUAAACAGCCCAGUUGUGCUGAAAUUUUUGCUUAUUCUUUUUGUGAUAACGAAAAUUCAAUCUGGAAACCUUGUAGAAGGAACCAACAGUGAGAGCCAGUGUGGUGUAUCUUUAAAAAUUAGUGGACGAAUCUACAAUGGAAAAGUGGUGGAAAAAAAUCAGUGGCCAUUCCUAGUGGCAUUGACGUAUAAUCCUGAUGGAGAGUUUUUUUGUGGUGGAACUCUCAUUUCACGUAGUCACGUCCUAACAGCGGCACAUUGUCUUCAAGAAAAAAGACAGCAAACACCAUUAACACCAUCACAAUUCGUUUUGCAUCUCGGAAAAUAUAACUUGAGUCUUGCCCAUGAACGUGGUUCAAUCACAGCUUUUCCUGAAAACAUAAAAAUUCAUCCCAAUUGGAAUAUUUUUCAAAUCAAAUACGAUUACGACAUAGCAUUAAUUAAAAUGGAUGGAAUUGUUCCAUUAAGAUCGAAUAUUUUUCCUGCGUGCUUAUGGACGUCUGCAUUAGGAAUGAGAAAUAUUCAGACUGGAACUGUUGUCGGCUGGGGAAUAAUCGAAGAUCAAUUGACAAGCCAACAUCAAUUAAUUCCAAGACAAAUCGAACUUAAAAUAGUUACAAAUGAAGUUUGCUAUGAAGUUGAACCUAUGGCAAAUUUAAUUUCAAGUCGUACAUUUUGUGCUAUUGGUGAAAAUGGAAGUGGACCAUGUAAAGGUGACAGUGGCGGUGGUUUCUUUAUGAAGGAAAAUUCUAAAUGGUUAAUUAAAGGAAUCGUUUCGUCUUCACUUGUCACGGAAGAAGGAAAUUGUGACGUUGAAAGUUAUUCAAUUUUCACAGAUAUUUCAAAAUUUUCAAAUUGGAUAGCUAAGGAAAUGAGCGUUGAAACUGAUAUGACAUGCAAAUUUUUUUUAGAAGACGGUAAAAGAUAUCACUGCUUCCCAAAAAACCUCGUCAUUCAGCAGCCUAAUGUGGAAGUUUCAGUAAUAAUGGGAGUUCAUCUUGGACAACGUAGCAACAACGACGUCACAAAAUUUUCUAUCUUAUUCCAAGAGACAUCAUAUUUACCACAUGGAAUUCCAGAACUCUUUCCAAACCUUACAAGAUAUUGUGCCUUCAAAACAAAUUUGAAGCAUAUUCAAAGAAGUGAUUUCAGUGGAUUUCAAUCUUUGACAACUAUUGAGAUGGGUUAUAAUGAACUUACUAAUAUUCCAGCAGACACCUUUUACGAUGUACCAGGUUUGAAAAAACUACAUCUUCAAAGAAAUCAGAUUGUUUCAUUUGACGUCGAUUUGUUCAUCAAUAAUCCUAAUUUAAAAGAAUUUUUUGCUUACAAGAAUCAAAUUGAAUAUCUCGAUGGUCGCCUUUUUAGGAAAAACUUAAAUUUGGAAUUAAUUGUCAUGGAUUAUAAUAAACUUAAGCACAUCGAUUUCGAAUUGUUUACACCGUUGAAGAAACUGAAAGUGGUCAAUUUUCGUCACAACACUUGCAUUUCGGAAUUUUUUUCUGAAAUGAAAGACUUCGAAGGCUUUAAAGCAAUAAUUGCGACAAAUUGUAGCAUCUAGCAAAUUUUUUUUUUGAAGUUAUUGGUGACCGAUAGAUUGAUAGAAAAUAAUUUGUAAAUAUUCAAAUGAAGAAAUUUCAAUGAGUCGAAACAUUUAUGAACUUUUGACGCUUCAUUAAGAAACUACGUUAAAUUUAACUAGGGUAAACAAGGUAUUGUGAACACACGUAAUUUCGAAUGCGAUUUUCUUCGCUAUUUUGCAUUCAAAUGGAUCAAAACUU